ACCCCCACGACCCAUAUCCUGUUGGGACGACUUGCAUUACCAGGUCUAACAGCAACGAUGGUCACCAUCUCGCCAGAGGAGCAAUUUCAGAAGUACGCCAUCGAAGCCGCGAAGCGCAAGAGAGAAGAUGGCAUGGACCAAUUUCAAGAUUUGCACCUCGCCGACAACGAACGACUUCGUCACCUCGUAGAUGACCCUUUCGCUGACCACCCAGCACUUGACAAGCUCUCUCCUCCUCUUACGUCGGGUGAUCGUGUCAAGUUUCUCAUUGUUGGUGCCGGUAUGGGAGGUAUACUCAAUGCCAUCAGAUUGGUCCAAGCUGGUUUCUCUGCCGAUCAGAUUCGGAUUAUCGAGGUCGCUGGUGGCAUCGGAGGAACUUGGUAUUGGAACAGGUAUCCCGGACUUCAUUGCGACGUGGAGGCCUACAUAUACUUGCCGAUGCUUGAAGAGAUGGGAUAUGUGCCUCCACAAAAGUACGAGUCGGCUAUUGGGAUCCGGAGUUACCUAAUCUCCAUGGUCAAGAAAUACGGACUUGAAGACAAGGUCAUGUUCCGCACACAGUUGGAUGGUUUGCAAUGGGACGACAGCAUCCAAGCGUGGAAAGCAGAUAUGAGGACUGGGAGAGGGGAGAAUGGACAGGAGAAAAGCAUCCUUUGGGUGAAUGCCGAGUUUGUGUUUCUUUCAGUCGGCCUUUUCCCUCGCCCUCAGGUGCCAAAGGUCCCCGGACUUGCCGGUUUCGAGGGACCGAUGUUCCACACCUCGCGAUGGGACUAUAGUAUUACUGGAGGCUCGAGUGAGGAACCAUAUACAGUGAUGGACAAAUUGAAGGGAAAGCGGGUUGGUAUAAUCGGAACUGGUGCCUCUGCUAUACAAGCAGUUCCUGAGCUCGCCAAAUAUGCACAAGAGCUUUAUAUUUUCCAAAGAACACCCUCACAAGUUAAUGCUCGAGGACAACGUGACACCGAUCCAACAGAGUGGAAAGAGCGUAUCGCCCCCCGACCAGGAUGGCAGAAGGAGCGGAUGGAGAAUUUUGCAGACCAUGUGUCAGCUAAUCUCCCAGACGAACACGAGGACCUUGUAGCGGACGGUUGGAGUGGCUUAAAGGCUUUCUGCUCGAUAGUAGGCAGUGGACGCUUUGGAUUGAUCACUCCGGACAAAGCCCCAGGACAUAUCGCAACAAUGUUGGAGCGCGAUGCACCCCACACCGCUGGCGUACGAAAGCGAGUGGCUGAAAUUGUUGAAGACAAGGAAACGGCUGAAAAGCUCACGCCUUGGUACCCGACAUGGUGCAAACGCCCGACUUUCAAUGAUUUUUAUCUGCAGACAUUCAAUAAGUCACAUGUGCACUUGGUCGACACAGACGGCAAAGGAGUCGAGAAGAUUACACCACGAGCAGUCGUGGCCAACGGGAAAGAGUACCCAAUUGACAUCCUGAUUCUGAGCACUGGGUAUCGUUCGCCCGGUGUCGGUGCUGGAAAUCCUGCGGCGAAGGUGGGACUUGAGGUUGUAGGUCGUGAUGGUCGAAGUCUGUCGAAUAAGUGGGCAUCUCAGGGACCGACGACCCUCCAUGGUUGUUGUACGAACGGGUUCCCAAAUAUGUUUUGGUCCGGCCCUGGGCAAGCAGGUGUGACCGCUAACUUUGCACAUUGCUUGAAUGAGCUCUCCAAACAUGUCGCAUACAUCAUCGGAGUUGCUCAUGAGAGGGCUGGUGGCAAGCAAAAAGGUGGAGUCAUUAUCGAGCCCACGAUCGACGCUGAGGAACAGUGGAGUAUGUUAUGCAUGCAAGGUGCUGCCUACUUUGGUAGUAUUGCAACUUGUACUCCCGGUUACAUAACGUUGGAGGGCGACGUAUUAAAGGCGAAUCCGCAGGAGUUGAUGAAGAGGGCACGAGGCUCAACGUGGUAUAGGGGAAUGGUGCCUUUUGUUCGUGAGCUGGAGACGUGGAGGGAUGAGGGGAACAUGCGUGGCAUUGAGAUCAGGGUUACUUAGAUCGGGAUUGAUCAUGAUCUUGCUUCAUUUUUGUAAGCUGAUACUUGAUGUCGUUGUUGGGCCCACAAAAGCUCUUCCG
Messenger RNA from Marasmius oreades (fairy-ring Marasmius), 2068 nucleotides. RefSeq lists its product as uncharacterized. Lineage: Eukaryota; Fungi; Basidiomycota; Agaricomycetes; Agaricales; Marasmiaceae. Gene Ontology annotation, molecular function: N,N-dimethylaniline monooxygenase activity; flavin adenine dinucleotide binding; NADP binding. The coding region runs from base 58 to 1989 and encodes 643 amino acids. The record is from RefSeq and is a predicted model, not a curated record. The transcript has 2 exons.